AUGGACCUUCGAAUCCAGGGAUACAGUGCUUUACUUUCGCCAUCGUACAUUGCUGAAGAAUUUCCAAUGAGCGAGAAAUCAUGCGAAACAGUUGCCAAGGCACGGGAAGAGAUUUCUCGUGUAUUACGUCGCGAAGAUGAUCGAUUGGUUGUCAUUGUGGGUCCAUGCUCUGUCCACGAUGUAAUUGCUGCUAAAGAAUACGCUGGUUUAUUGCUUAAAGCCAAGGAAAAGUACCAAGAUGAGCUUGUCAUUGUGAUGCGUUCUUACUUUGAGAAGCCACGAACCACCGUGGGAUGGAAGGGAUUGAUCAAUGAUCCAGACAUUGAUGAAAGCUACAAUAUCAACAAGGGGUUGCGUAUUGGUCGUGGACUAUUGAACGAGUUGACGAACAUGGGGAUGCCAGUGGCAGUUGAAUUGUUGGAUACCAUUUCACCACAAUACCUAGCCGAGCUUAUCUCAUGGGGUGCUAUUGGUGCACGUACUACUGAAUCGCAGCUUCACCGUGAACUUGCAUCGGGUUCUUCAUUUCCUGUUGGCUUCAAGAACGGCACGGAUGGCAAUCUUACUAUUGCUAUGGAUGGCAUUCGAGCUGCUGCUGUAUCUCAUCACUUUUUGGGUAUCACUCGUCAAGGAACUACAGCCAUCACCCACACCCUCGGCAACCCGGAUUGUCAUGUGAUCUUGCGUGGUGGCAAUCGUGGACCCAACUACAGUGCUAAUGAUAUCCAAGAAGCACGUCGUCAACUGGAAAAGACCAAACUCACUCCCAACAUCAUGGUGGAUUGUUCCCAUGGAAACUCAAACAAGGAUCACCGCAACCAGCCCAAAGUCGCCCAAUGCCUUGCUGAACAAAUCUCAAAGGGUGAAGAUGCUAUCAUGGGUCUCAUGCUCGAAUCGCACAUCAAUGCUGGCAAACAAAGUGUCCCAGAGGAUGGUGCUGUAGCCUUAAAGUAUGGUGUCUCCAUUACGGAUGGGUGCAUUGAUUGGGAUACAACCGAAGAUGUGUUGGAGAUGAUGGCUAAAGCUGUCAGAGCACGUCGUACAUCAUCCAAGCAAUAUCAUUGA
Molecule: messenger RNA, 1065 nt
Organism: Lichtheimia ornata
Lineage: Eukaryota; Fungi; Mucoromycota; Mucoromycetes; Mucorales; Lichtheimiaceae
Product: 3-deoxy-7-phosphoheptulonate synthase
Exons: 4
Coding region: 1-1065 (354 amino acids)
Biological process (GO): aromatic amino acid biosynthetic process
Cellular component (GO): cytoplasm
Molecular function (GO): 3-deoxy-7-phosphoheptulonate synthase activity
Source: RefSeq, a predicted model, not a curated record